AUGGAGGCACCGGAACAGGAGAUGCUGGUUGAAGUUGAGUCUGACAGGAACAGUGGAGCCAGGGCCAGAUGCGUGUCGGAAACCAUGUGUACUGUUACGGGACCUGCUGUUAUUGAUAUCCACGACGGAGUUUCCUUUGUCCAGGAUCGGUGUGUGUAUGAACUGAUGACACCCACAACUUCACCAAACAUCAAAAUACUGGCAGAGUUCCGGGAGCGUCGCCGUAGUGAUGUCAGCUUUUUGUACCGUCUCAUCGUGCAGAAGGACUCAAAUGUUAUAGGAGUUGUGGAUCAAUAUGGGAAAGUGUGGGUUGACGGCACAUUGGUGACUCUGACCAGCACACCUCAGCUUUUCAACAACAUGAUGCUGUCUCAGGACCAAACCGGAGUCACCCUCCAGAUGUCACUGUCCUUCAAUGUUACUGUCUUCUUUCAUGACAACACUGCACAGAUCUACAUCAAAGGUACAGACACUGAAAUCCUGGAAGGACAGAAUAAGGAAAAUGUGCAGUUGGCAGCAAAAUACAAACUCUGUGUUUUGUUGAUGUUCUUUGAAUCUACUGAAAAUGCUGGAACAGUGUUGACUUUCUGUUUGUCGCCCCCUAGCUGUGCGACACAGUACAAUGACACUGCCGAUCCGACAAUCAAUUGCACCGCGAUGUCCCAGCGCUGUGCUCUCCUGAUGGGGGCGCCCUUCACCACCUGUAACAUCAACCCACAGCCCUACAUUCAAGCCUGCAGUUACACUUUGUGCCGAUAUCCUGCGGUGGACGGUUUGAAGUGCACAUUCAUGGAGGCCUACGCCACAGACUGUGGACUCCGUGGAAACACCACGAUAGACGGCUGGAGGUCAAGCGUCAGCUGCCCUGGUCCUCAGGCCUUCUGUCAGGGCAAGUUCUGCAGCGCUCAUGAGUUCUGUGGUGAGAAGACGGCGGGUGGUGACACCCAGUGCUUCUGUCGAGCCAUUUUUGCCUCCCAGUAUGGAUCAGUUUUUGGGCGGCAAACUAUCUGCAAAGACAACUCUGCUUCUGUUAGUCUCGCUACUUGUCUCCUGGAGGCUGCACACAUUGACUACACCAUCCUUCACCUGAUAGAUCCGAACUGCAGGGGUCACGCAAACAAUAUGACCGGCAUGGUGACCUUCAGCUUUGACAGCACCAACACCUGUGGUACAGUGGUCACGAGCAACGACACCCACAUAAGCUACAUGAACACUAUUAUGUCACAUAAUAUAUCUAAUGAGAUUGUUCGCGAGGAGGAAGUGCUGAUUGAAUUCUCCUGCUUCUAUGACCAACCACAUCUGAAGAGCACUGACAUUCAAAUCCAAGACAGAUGUGUCCUUGUACAAAGACCUAAUGACCACCAAACAGUAAAACAAUGCGUGUGUGUGCUCUUCAGCUCUGUGAUCCAGCAUGUAAGAGAUGGACAAUGGAUUUAUAACCUGACCAUGAAGGCCUAUUUGGACUCUGCCUAUACCCAGACUUUGGAGGGGGUAGCCAGUAUCCAACUGAACCAGAAGAUCUGGGUGGAACUGGAGGCAGAUGGACUGGAUAGCAACAUUGUCGCUCUGGUGAUACAAUCUUGCUGGGCAACUCAUGAGCUAUUAUCCAAUGGGAGUCUCAGAUAUGACCUGAUCGUGAACAGCUGUGCUAACCCCAAUGAUGGAACAGUGAUGGUGGAAAGAAACGGACAAGGAACCAACAGCUCAUUCUCCUUCAACACCUUCAAGUUCUCUGGGCAAACUGGUGACAUCUCCCUGCACUGCCAAGUCCACCUGUGUAGCACCAUCAACAACAACUGUGUUCCGGUACAACUCACUGAUGUUGACCUAACCAUGAUCCAACCGUCUGCCUUUUUGUUUACCCCAUCGCCUCUACUUCUUGCAGUUGCACUAUAG
Messenger RNA from Thalassophryne amazonica, 1896 nucleotides. Its product is annotated as alpha-tectorin-like. Lineage: Eukaryota; Metazoa; Chordata; Actinopteri; Batrachoidiformes; Batrachoididae. The transcript is spliced from 10 exons. The record is from RefSeq and is a predicted model, not a curated record. Bases 1 to 1896 code for a protein of 631 amino acids.